Paramecium sonneborni is the source of this 2148-nucleotide messenger RNA. The record is from the annotation of a GenBank genome assembly. Lineage: Eukaryota; Ciliophora; Oligohymenophorea; Peniculida; Parameciidae.
AUGUUAAGCUUCGUUUUAAUUUCCAUAUUUUAACAAAUAGGUAGAUGCUAGAUGGUAUUUUCUUAUUAAACUUUUACACAAAACUCGUUUUCUACUUCAAAUGGUUUAGAUUUAUUUAAAUAAUAUAGGAUGGAGUGUUAUUGGAGGAAAUGCAGGAUUUGAGGUUAGAGAUGGUUUGACAAUAUUUGGAGGAAGUAAUGUUUUUGGAGGAGGAGUAUCAAUUUAUAAAGAAAUAUUGAUAUCACCUCGUCAUCAUACAAUAAAAUUAAAGAUGAAGAUUUGGGCGUAUAUAUAUUGAAUAAAAAAAUGAUAGUAUAAAUACAUGGGAUAAUGAAUCUAUUUUAACGAAAGUAGAUGGAGAAAUUGUUGAUGAAUAAACUGUGAGUUCAAAUAAAGGAAAUUCUUUUGGGUAAUUUAUAUAAUAAGAAAUAAUAAUUCCUCAUUAUUCAUAAUCAAUAAUAUUAGAAAUUACAACUACAUUAUAAGCUCCAUCAUCAGAAGUAUUUAAAUAAAUUAGAAUAGAAAUCAUGGGGAGUAAGAGAUAUCUAUAUUUAUACAUACAAUUGUCCAGUGGGAUGCUAUUUCUGUACUUAUUUAGAUACUACUGUUGAUUAAUGCUUACCUUAUAUAUAGAAAAUAAAUCAUUUUUUAGGAGCGUUUUUAAAUACUAAUGAAGGUUGGAUGGUUACAAAUGAAUAAAUAAGUUAAUUUAAGUGUGAUUGUAAUGAAUUUAUAAUAUUUGAGAGAAAUAUCAACAUUUGGAAAAUAUAAGACAGGAACAACAAUAACAAAAGAAUACUUUUUUGAACCUCAUUAUGAAAUGAGAAUAACAUUUUAAUUUUGGAAGUUUGAUGCAUUAACAACAUCUUAGUAUUCAUUAAAAGUUGAUGAAAUAGUUGUUUGGUCUGAUUAUAAAACAAAAGCUGGUAAGAUUGAACUAUGUGGUAGUAGUACAAAACCAGAAUAAUUUUAUAAUGUUGAUUUAAGAAUCUAUCAUGUAAAUUAAUACACAACAAUUAAAUUUGUAAGUGAUGCAAUAACACCAACAGAUUAUUUUGGAAUAAGAGAAUUAGCUAUUUUUUUAUUAAGAUGUGAUGCAUCUUGUGAAUUAUGUGAAGCAAGUCCGACAACUUGUAUCACAGGAACUAAAUUAACAGAGAAUUUGUUAGAAAGUGAUUUAACUGAAAUAAAUUUCGCUACUUAAUCAUAAUGGGGUAGUUAUACUCCAUCUGAUGCAACUGGUUAGAUAAAAAUGCCAUAUUUAACUGAAACAUACUUUUCUAGUAUGAAUUAUCUUUCUUUUUAUAAUCUACUGUAUAAAGAUUUUGAAUUAGAAGAUCAUGAAAAAAUAAAAAUCUAAUUUUAAGCUUAUGCUGCUGGUGAGGCAUUAAAUAUAAAUCUAAAAAUUGAUGAAGAUUAUGAUGAAAUUGUAUCUAUUGGUGAAACUCUUCCGGUUUCUACUUGUACACCUUCUCUUACAUAUAAUAUUGAAGAUUAUUCAUUUUGGGAAUAUACAUUUGAUCAUACUGGCAAUUUUGUUAGAAUUUAAUUUGAAUCUCAACCUUACAUCUCUGGAAAUUAUAAAUAUGGAUUCAAUCAUUUUAAUAUAUAUUCUAUCAAAGAAGAUUGUACUAAUAAUCCUUGUGUCUAAGUGGAAUCAUUAAUUAAUUCGAAUUUCUUUACUACUACCUUUACUGAUCCUUAAAAUUGGUAAUUAUUAUCCUAUUCACCUAUGGCAAUCUCUAUAUGUGGUGCAAUUAGUGUUGUUGGAGGGUACAAUAUAGCUCAUAAGAAUAUUUUCUUAUAAAAAAGAAGUUCUAUUUCACAACCACAUAAAAUAUUAAGACUCUUACUUGUUAUUUAUUAUUUAGAUUCUUGGACUUCUAAUAAAUCUCUAAGAAUUUUAGCUGAUAAAGUUAUUAUUUGGGAUUAAACUGUUGAUUAUAACAAAAAUCAACAAAAUUUUUGUUCUUCUAACGCUUCUUAUAAAGACUAAAUGGUUACAGUAGAUGUAUCAUUCCCACAUAAUAAAGCUAGUCUUACAUUCUAAUUUAUGAUUAUGAAUGGAGAUGGAACUGGUAUAUAUAUUAAUUUAACAAUCUAGAAUUCUAUGCUAUUAAAAAUUAUCAAUUAUUUUACAGUAAUUGA